Armigeres subalbatus is the source of this 3969-nucleotide messenger RNA. It is a transcript of the gene ltl, whose product is annotated as leucine-rich repeat protein SHOC-2. Lineage: Eukaryota; Metazoa; Arthropoda; Insecta; Diptera; Culicidae. The coding region runs from base 671 to 2854 and encodes 727 amino acids. Gene Ontology annotation, molecular function: protein binding. The transcript has 5 exons. The record is from RefSeq and is a predicted model, not a curated record.
GAUUUUUGACCGCGCUGUGAUGCAGACAUCGCUGGAAACUGAAUCCAAAAGCGUCUAGCGGCUGGUUAGACGUCUCAACAUCAUAACAGUUGUCUAUCACUAUUGGUGAAGCUGUGUAAAGUGUUUGUAAUUCUCUACAGAUUUUGAUAAUAAUUAACCGCUCGGUGAGGAGUGAAGUGUGCUCUUUUCCAUCCCUAGGCGAUAGUGUUGCUGCUGCUAAUCGUUAUUGUGUGUUGGAACAGAGAUAGUGGUUAACGGCAGAUUCGGGUCCAGUACAUGGGAAUAGCCGAUUACUAGCGGUGAAUCAACAUCGAAACAAAGAUUUCCGAGGAGUCAUAGAGUCUUUUGAUAGAAUUCGGUAUUUCAUGAGAUAGACAACGACCAGCUGAGGGACGUAUUCGAGUUCGGAUCAAUCUGAGGUUAAACCUUAGCCUGGAUGAAUAAGUGAUUGUUGGAAGUGAAGUGAAUCCUCUUGGGAUAGGGGAACUCCCCUUCCCCAAACAGCUCCAUACGAAUAUACGUAGAACAAGGAAUCCGUAAUCACUGCACAAAACAUAAUAUAAGAAAGUGAAUGAAGUGCAACUAAUCAAGGAACGGAGUACGAAGAAUCUUAUCUCAAAAUAUUCAAGUGGUCAAUACAGUGUGAGUGAUCCUUAGAGACGCAGUAGCAAUGGCAACGCUACUGUACACGAUCAUUGGCAUGACGGCCAGUGCGUCGUUGAACUGCGCCGUCCGACGGGAGAUAUCGCCCUGUACCUGUUCGCCGCACGGCUUUUUCGCCAAUACCAUCGAAGUCAAGUGCGAACAGAUGGAGUCCUUCCACCAGGUAGUGGACGCCCUGCAGGACCGCUUCACGCCCGAUUACAACAUCUGGCUGACCAUAUCGCACUCGCAGCUUCUGGACAUGGCUACGCAAUCUUUCUACGAGAUGAACAUGAACAUCAAAACGCUCAAGAUGAACUUUGAUAAUUUGAGUCAACUGCCGGUAUCAACGUUUCAGAAUCUAGCAAGGUUAGAGUAUUUUAGUGCGGCGGAGAACCGUCUCGAGGAGAUACCAGCGGACAUGUUCCAGCAUAUGCCGAAUGUUGGGACCUUGGAUUUCGCCAAAGGGAAUCUGAGGUUCAUCAACGGGGAUACGUUCAAGCAGUUGCAAAAUUUGAGACAUUUAAUAGUGGCGUCCAAUGCGCUGCAGCGGAUUGACACCGACUCUUUGCCUCGGACGUUGAUCUCGCUUCAUUACGGACAUAAUAAUCUAACGGCAUUAAACGGCACCCUGCGACAUUUAGAUGAGCUGAAGUUACUGUUCAUCAACGACAAUCACCUGUCUUCAUUGGACGACGAAUUCCCACUGGCAUCUCCUAAUCUGAUUACGAUAUUUGCGCAGAACAACAAGAUCGAUCAUUUGCCGGUUGAGAUCAAGUACCUUAAAAAUUUAGACUCACUAUUCAUCAAUAGCAAUCAAUUGCAAUCUUUCGAUGGUCUUCUAUCGCGAUCGGCCCAUCUGACAAAGCUGGUCGCUGUUGACAACAAGAUUACUCAUCUGAGAAAGGAUGAAUUCUCUGAGGCAGAGCGAUUGGAAGACCUCCAAUUGUCCGAAAACAGGCUGACCAGUCUGAAUGGAUCUUUGCUGAAUAUGAAAGGCUUAAUUAUGGCUAACUUUAGCUUCAAUAGGCUGAACGAAUUUUCUCUUCAAGAAGUGCAAGGACUCCGAAAGCUGAGGAUAUUAGAUCUGUCCUACAACCGGAUAGAGAAGCUCACCGGACGAAUGGAAAACCUCGUCGACUCAGGGUCGAUUAUUUACGAAUUGAGGCUGCAGCACAACCUGAUCAAGUCUCUGGACGGCACUUUGAUGGGACUUAACAAUUUGAAAAUCCUCAAUGUGGCGCACAAUAUGCUGGAAGUUAUUACACCCGAUGAUUUGAUUGGCAUGGAGAAUCUGGAACAAUUGGAUCUGUCUUUUAACAAAUUGAAGACACUGGAGGAACUGUCCAAGACCUUCCUUCCAUCGUUGCAAUCUGUAAAUGCCUCUUUCAAUCUAUUGACCACCAUGGACAAAGACUUCCAUGGAUUACCUGUCCUUUGCACGGCCGAUCUAUCCAACAACAUGAUUCGGGCUCUCUCAGUUGAGUUGGUUUCACAGACAAGAUGCAGCAAUCACGGUGUGCCUAACAAGCUGGAAAUUUUCUUGCAAGAAAAUCCUGUCCUCUGUGAUGAAUCUCUACCGGAGUUAGUCUCUCAGAUGGAGUCAUACCACACCCGGUUGAUUGGAAUUGCUCACUGCAUCGUUCCCCAACAAAUCCCCAUCGAUUCCCCUAUCUUUAUGCAACCACCAAUCCCGUUGCUCAAGCCGUUGAUGAAACCCCAGAUGCCCAUGGUCCCAGCACCGGUCAUGAUUCAGCAGCCUUCGAUCGUUCAAAUUCUCGUUCCGGCCCCAUUAGUUGUCCAGCCCCCAGCGUUUGCUGAAGCUGUAGCUGGUCUUGUUCAACCCGUCCCAUCGGUACAAGGCAUCUCAGAUCUACAGCAGCCUCCGGUGGCAUCUGCACCGCAGAUAUCACACAUCCCCCAGCAGCAACCCUACGACGAGCUGAAGUAUGAUGCUCAACCGGAAACAGUUGACGAGUCGGAGACCUACGCUCCGCCCUCGGAAGAAAACGAUAUUGCAAAGAUUAUCUCGCCCAUAACUACGACUAUGAAAACGAUUCUCGAAUUCAAGAACAUUAUUCACGACACGUACUCGGCGAUACCACCGGAGGUUUAUCCUCUUCCGCUAGACAAAGCGCAAAGUCUUGCAACGGAACCGGAGGAACCGCCGGAAACGCAGCAAGAUCAAGCGGUAGAUGUAGGCGAACACUGAACAUUGCGAGAAUAGGUUAUUUUUUCCUUCUAGGUAUUAGGGCAGGCUUGCUCAAGUUUUGAUCACAAAUGCAAGCAAGCUAGAGACAAUUCCACAAGCUUUCAACACUAUUGACAAGUAGGAAAGUUAUAAAAAAAUCAAUGCAAAUCAAAUACAUAACCAUUUGAUUGAACAAUGAUUGAUAUGGCAUUGUAGAGUAAAGUUCAUAAGCUGUGUCACUUAAAGUAAUACAAAAUCUGCAUCGUAUCAUGGCUCUAGCACUGAUUAAGUGAUAUCUGUUUGUUGUCUGUCUGAUUUUGAGGGCUAGGGUAGGUUCAGCAACGUAUUUCUUUCCCGUUCUGGGUGUAAAAUUGGAUGCCCACCAAGUUUUAGUGAUGAAAGGGCCUGAUCUUCGUUAGUACAGCCGAAUGAUCGUAGCUAGUUAUAGUUGUUAUCCCUCUGAGCAAAUCACCAAUGUUUAGAGUAAAUGUCAGACGUAGUAAUCACUCCAGAUUUCUCAUACUGUGUAAUGUGUUUAAAGUACAUUCAACACAUGACAUGGAACUUGUUUUAGAAAUUUUAGGGACAAUUCUUGUUAACUGGAGAAACUUAGCAUAAGAUUAAUAUCAAUCAUCAUAUACAUCAAAUAUAUGUGCCAUUUGAAUUGUAUAGUUCCAACUGUGACCGUCUUUCUAUCAAUAUUAUCUUACAUUCACCCGAGUUUAAUAACGAUACUAUCAAACAAUAUUUAUUCACAACUAACCUUUAUGAGGGAUGCAGAAUGUUUUGAAGUUCUGUAAGAAGUGCCCUAUCGCAUGCUAGUUAAUAUUCUAAAAGGAUAAACUCAACAACAACACAUAAUAACAUUUCAACUCCCCCCAUUUUCUCUGAACAAAUAUUUGGAACACAAGAUAAAACUUAGUUAUAAGAAAAGUAUUUUAUUAACAACGUUGUAUGUAGAGUUCGAGCAAAGAUUACAAUGUUCAAACGAAGGAAGGACAAAAUAUGAAUAAUGAAAAAAGAUUCAUUACGAUUGAUAUAAAGUUUGUAAAAUAUGAGUAAUAACCGAUUGGAUGAAUAAAAUCAGCAGUACAACUUUUCGCAUUAUAGAAAACGUAUGGAAUAUGCAUAGUGGC